AUGUCAAUAUUCUCCCGUUGUUUCUGCAAACCCAAAUUGAAAGUUGAACCAGAAGUAGAGAUGACUCCUGUUCAAGAACCAGUGCCAGAAGUGUUUCAGCUGAUGGGUCUUCCAGAAGAAGUGAUUUCAAAUGUGUUCGAAAUGCUGAGUCCGUUUGAAUUAAUCGCGUUUUCUUUCUGCUCGAGAAAAACCAAAAACAUUGCAAAAUCGAUGCGAAGCCAUCCGAAAUUCAAGAAAGACUGCAAACCAUUCAAAAUGAGUAUUGGACCAAUCUAUCAGAGAAUCAUAAUGGAGUUUAAAGAACAUCCGAACUUAUACUGGCAGUUUAUGAAAAAUCGACAGAUUACCGAUAAUACUGCGGAUCAGAAAACUUUUGUUUUGGACAAUAUUCAAAUUCCUGUUUGGUCGUAUAGAAAAUAUGAAAGACGACUUUUUGAAAACAAGAAACAAAGAUACGAUGGCAUCCUUGCAAACUUUUGCACCCUUCACUUGCUAUCUGACAACUCGAUUCCUGAGCUCACAAAGUUUUAUGAGCAUCUCAGUGAAGUGUUCAAUCAGCCGAGACAGCUAAUGAGCUUUGAUUUGGAAUUUUUCGAUAUUGCAAACACGAUCAGAUUCUAUCAGAAGGCAGAGCAGCAACCGUUACAAUAUCUGGCUCUCUCGUGCUCAAAGAGAUCCAGUGAAACAUUUAUUCGUUGGGCAUUUGACAGAGUGAGAGUGACCAAAGGAAUAUUCAUUCGUUGUGAAUUGAGUCCAAAAUUCUUUUACGAUUUGGAAAGAUUUGAUGUGGAAGAGUUUAUUGAAAUCUACUGGUCGUAUUGGGUCAAAUUGGAAUAUGUUCUUAACCUGAGUUGUGAAAAGAUAGCAUUGUUCAAAUCGAGUUUAUGUUCUUCUGAUCUACAAGAACUGGUGUUGAAGUGGAGAGGAGGAUGGUCUCCGGAUUGGAUCGAGAUUCUGAUAGAGUUGAAAGAAAUCCCCAAUAUUGAGGAGUGUGUAGAAGGGCCAUAUGUGACGAUCAAAGAUCGACGAGACAGGAAUUUGGUUGACAAAAAUUCUGAUAUUCAAUUAUUCCAAUUCAAUGAAAGCAUGGCUACGAGAGAGUAUAGUUUCACUUUCGCCGGAUACCAUAUUGUUCGAUUCGAUGGAGAAAUUGCGACUUUUAAUAUUGUUAACAGCAAUAUUGCAAUAUUCACGAUUCAACAGGAUGAUGGAAAGGAUUUCAAAUUUGAUCUUAAUCAUCGCUUGUAUUUGCCUCGUAGUACUUGGGAGUGA
Caenorhabditis remanei is the source of this 1272-nucleotide messenger RNA. RefSeq lists its product as uncharacterized. The record is from RefSeq and is a predicted model, not a curated record. NCBI's taxonomy places the organism in Eukaryota, Metazoa, Nematoda, Chromadorea, Rhabditida, Rhabditidae. Gene Ontology annotation, molecular function: protein binding. Bases 1 to 1272 code for a protein of 423 amino acids. Gene Ontology annotation, biological process: embryo development. The transcript has 4 exons.